Molecule: messenger RNA, 1808 nt
Organism: Durio zibethinus
Lineage: Eukaryota; Viridiplantae; Streptophyta; Magnoliopsida; Malvales; Malvaceae
Product: putative flavin-containing monooxygenase 1
Molecular function (GO): N,N-dimethylaniline monooxygenase activity; NADP binding; flavin adenine dinucleotide binding
Source: RefSeq, a predicted model, not a curated record
CGUCUGACCAGAACAUCAGGAUUGUGUAGUAUUGGUACAAUAACAUAAAAUCUUCGAUUAUAAUGUAAGAACGAAAAUAAUAAAAUAAAAGGAAAUUAUAAAUUUACCCCGCUCGACAACCACCGCAAUUGACCAGCUGAUAUUAACAAUAUUAAAGGUCGGUAUCUGCCCCGUAUUAAAUGAGAGAGGCGUGCAAGAAUGUUCAGCUGCCUCUUUGCCCUCCCCGGUCCUUGCAGAAUUAGUUUAUCAUGGAGAAACGAGUGGCGAUUGUUGGAGCUGGAGUGAGCGGCCUGCUUGCCUGUAAGUAUGCUCUGCAGAAAGGUUUCGAACCAAUCGUGUUCGAAGCUGAUGACAGAGUUGGAGGUGUUUGGGCUCAUACCCUGGACUCCACAAGACUCCAGAAUACCAGACAAAGUUACCAUUUUUCUGAUUUCCCAUGGCCUUCUUCGAUAAAAGAAUUGUAUCCUAAAGACACUGCGGUGCUGGAGUAUUUUGAAUCUUAUGCUCAACAUUUUGGUAUCUAUAGUUGCAUAAAGUUCAAUUCCAAGGUCAUUAGUAUAGAUUAUGUUGGAGAGUCUUAUGAAGAGAUUGAAUCAUGGCAUCUGUGGGGUGGAACAGGGAAGCCAUUUGGCUCCAAAGGGAAAUGGCACAUCUAUGUGCAAGAUAUCAAAAGCUGCAGCAUUGAGGUUUACCAAGCUGAGUUCCUUAUUCUCUGCAUAGGACAAUUCAGUGGUCAUCCAAAUAUCCCAGAGUUGCCCCCGGAAAAAGGACCUCAAGUGUUCAAUGGCAGGGUGAUGCAUUGCAUGAACUAUGGGGCAAUGGAUAGGUCGAGUGCUGAAGAAUUGGUGAGAAAUAAGGGAGUUACAAUUAUUGGUUCGCGCAAAUCUGCGGUGGACUUAGCAGCACACUGUGCAAACAUAAAUGGUCCAAAGUACCCUUGCAGAAUUAUCCAAAGGACAGCUCAUUGGUUUCUCCCCAGUGAUUCUGUCUGUGGAUUUGGUCUUGGUCUUUUAUACUUCAAUCGAUUCUCGGAGUAUUUAGUUCAUAAGCCUGGUGAAACAUUUCUGCUCAGAGUUUUGGCAACCUUGCUUUCACCAUUGAGGUGGGGCAUCUCAAAACUUGUUGAAUGCUAUCUUAAGUGUAAACUCCCACUGGAGAAGUACGGAAUGAUCCCAAACUACAGCUUUCUUCAGGACAUGUCUUCAUGUCAAAUAGUAACGCUGCCUGAAAAUUUCUUUACCAAAGUGGAAGAAGGAAGCAUAAUACUAAAGAAUUCACCAAGCUUUAGCUUUUGCAAAGAAGGUUUAAUGAUCCAAGGAGAAACUAAGCCUCUGAAAACAGAUAUAGUCAUUUAUGCUACUGGAUUCAAGGGUGACCAAAAACUGAAAAACAUUUUCUCAUCUCCAAUUUUCCAGAAGCACAUAAUGGGGUCCGCAGCUUCCAUUCUUACUCUCUAUAGACAAGUUAUUCAUCCAAGAAUUCCUCGAUUGGCUAUAAUAGGAUAUGCAGAGAGUCUAUCGAAUUUGUAUACCUCAGAAAUCAGAUGUCAAUGGGUAGCACAUUUCCUUGAUGGAAAAAUAGAAUUGCCGAGCAUAAGAGAGAUGGAGAAGGAUGUGAAAAUAUGGGAAAAUUACAUCAAACAAAAUUCAGGAAAGUAUUUCAGAAGAUCUUGUGUUAGUACGGUCCACAUUUGGUACAAUGACCAAUUAUGCAAAGACAUGGGACGUAAGCCUAGAAGAAAGAAGGGAAUUUUAGCUGAGCUGUUUGAACCAUAUGGAGCACCAGAUUAUAAAGAUCUCGAUGAUUAA